This is a messenger RNA of Penicillium digitatum Pd1, 1677 nucleotides long. Its product is annotated as putative MFS quinate transporter. Gene Ontology annotation, biological process: transmembrane transport; carbohydrate transport. NCBI's taxonomy places the organism in Eukaryota, Fungi, Ascomycota, Eurotiomycetes, Eurotiales, Aspergillaceae. Gene Ontology annotation, molecular function: carbohydrate:proton symporter activity. Gene Ontology annotation, cellular component: membrane. The record is from RefSeq and is a predicted model, not a curated record.
AUGGCCGGUGGAGCAAAGAAACCAGUCAACAUCUUCCGCCUCAAAAAUCUGGGUGAGCCUAAGGAGGUCUUCAACUGGAGAUUGUGGUUUGCAGUCAUCUCAUUUGGCCUGAUGGGCGCUGCCCGAGGUGUCGAUGAGGGGUUGAUCUCAGGCGCUUUCAACUCUAAAGACUUUCAACGCUAUAUCAACUAUGACUCGUACAGUGAGGUACAACGGACCAACAUCAAAGGAAAUGUCACCGCAAUGGUCCAGAUUGGAUCUGUUGGAGGCGCACUUUUUGCCUUCUUAGUCUGUGAUCGCAUCGGUCGUAUCUGGGCAACUCGCCAACUUUGUAUUAUAUGGAUCGUGGGAAUCGCAAUUUUCAUGGGUAAUAGUGGCAGCUUGGGUGCUGUCUAUGCCGGUCGCUUUAUUGCUGGACUCGGUGUGGGUCAGACAGUUGUCGUUGCUCCUGUAUAUCUUGCUGAAAUUGCCCCCGCUUCUAUCCGUGGACUUUGUACCUGUAUCUUCACGGGCUUCGUCUACCUGGGUAUUGUGCUUGCAUAUUUCGCCAACUAUGGAUGCGAGCUCAAUCUCGGUGAUAAGACUCACAACCGAUGGCUCGUUCCCACAAGUCUGCAUGUUAUCUUUGCCGGCCUAAUCUUCCUUCUCUCCUUCCUUCAGCACGAAUCACCCAGAUAUCUGGUCAAGCGCGGCCAGCUUGAAAAGGCCAUUUCCAAUCUCGCAAAAAUCCGUGGCCUAGCCACCGACGAUGAGUAUGUCAUGCGCGAGAUUUCCGCUAUUCAAACAACGCAUGCAGCUGAGAUGGAAGCUACAAUGGGGUCUGGCGCGAUCGGCGUGAUCAAGGAAACCUUCCUGGUCCCAUCGAACCUCUACCGAGUCUACCUCACAUUAAUGGCCCAGCUCCUUUCGCAGUGGUCCGGUGCUGGUAGCAUCACUGUCUACGCCCCUGAUUUGUUCAAGUUGCUAGGAGUCACCGGAAACAACGAGUCUCUACUGGUCACUGCUGUGUUCGGAAUCAUCAAACUAAUUGCCGCAGUUCUCUGUGCUCUGUUCCUAGUCGACGUUAUUGGACGCAAGCGCGCCCUUCUUCUUGGCAUCACCUUUCAAGCAAUCGCCAUGAUCUAUAUCGCCGGCUUCUUGACCUCCGUUCCCCUAAUGGGCGUCGACGAGAGCUAUACGGUGCCAGCCGGCAAGAAGGGCGCUAGCGAGGGUGCCAUUGCAAUGAUCUAUAUCUCUGGAUUUGGAUGGGCUCUGGGCUGGAAUUCUAUGCAGUAUCUUCUGACAGCAGAGCUCUUCCCCCUUCGCAUCCGUGCUCUUUGUACUUCCAUGGCUAUGACUCUCCACUUUGCCAACCAAUAUGGAAAUGCGCGUGCAGUUCCCAAUAUGCUCCUCCCUGUCGCAAAGGGGGGGAUUGACCCCAAGGGAACCUUCUGGUGCUUUGCUGCCAUCACCAUCAUUGGUGGGGUCUGGGUCUGGUUCAGUAUUCCGGAGACGGCCGGUCGCUCGCUGGAGAGUAUGGACCAUCUCUUUGCUUUGCCGUGGUACAAGAUUGGCCGGUAUGGUAACAAAGAUGCCGAUAAGCGUGACCAGAUUGUGGAUGAGAAGAUGGAGAUGGCGGUGCAGACGCACGGAACUGCUCACCAUAUUGAGAGACAGAAUAGCGAGAGCCAGGUUUGA